Molecule: messenger RNA, 1062 nt
Organism: Scheffersomyces coipomensis
Lineage: Eukaryota; Fungi; Ascomycota; Pichiomycetes; Serinales; Debaryomycetaceae
Exons: 4
Coding region: 1-1062 (353 amino acids)
Source: RefSeq, a predicted model, not a curated record
AUGAUGAAAUCAAUUGAAAUUGAAAUGAAAUCAAUGGAUUCAAAUAAAACUACAUCUGCUUUUAUUAAUCAACAACACAAAUUAUCAGAAUUACGUCAAAGGAUUAAACAUAUUCAAACAACUCUUAGAAUGUUAAAACAUCAUAUUAAGAAAAGAGAUUUAAAAGAUUUAAAAGGAGUGGUUACUCAUUGCAGAGAAUCAGGAAGUGCUCUUUUGAUUUUGAUUAGAUUUAAGAUUUUAGAGUUAGAUGAAUUGCCCAUUGAAUUAGGAUCAAUGGAUCAUACACCGAACGAUGAUUCAUUCGUAACAGCAUCACCUGGUAAUGAUACUGUCAAUGUCGACAGUGAUGGGCCUGAUGGACCUAAUUUAAUGAAAGUUACAAGAUGGGGAGUAGGCUACUUCGCUGCUGCUACUAUAUUCACUCUAUUGGAUGUAUUCAGCUACAUCAAUCGUCGCCAGAAUAAAGCACCAGGGUUAUGGAUAACUACAAUUAUCCUAAACAUUAUUGGUUUUUUGAUUUCUUUUACAACCGUUUUGCUUACUUUAAAAGCUGAUGGAGGCAAUUAUAUAAAUGGAAGGUUUUCAGGUAUUCAUCGUUGCUUAAGAGCUUUCAUAGCUCUGCUUUUCUUUUUAACGGGGGCAAUUAUUAUUUGGAGGUUUAGCAAUUCACAAUUACAGGAUUUGGCCACAAGUCCACUUCAUGUUGAACCUGGUAAGGAUUCUACACCUGAAAUCAAUACAACCUUUUCUCUAGAUGAUUAUUUUAAUAAAACAAAGUUUGAUAAAUCAAUAAUCACGUUAGUUUCUAUUGAUGAUUAUGGUAAGGGUAAUUAUACUGUAAGAAAGGAACAAAAUUUCGAUAAUGAUACUUAUAGUGAAACUGAUGAUUAUGAUGGUAAUUACAGUCCUAUAAGAAAGGAUCAAAAUUUCGAUAAUGAUACUUAUAGUGAAACUGAUGAUAAUGAUGGUAAUUAUACUGUAAGAAAGGAUCAAAAUUUCGAUAAUGAUACUUAUAGUGAAACUGAUGAUAAUGAUGGUAAUGAUGGUAAUUAUAACCAAUAA